GUGAGUGUACAACAGCCAAGAAAAUGAUUGUUUUUCUUAUUGUUAUCUCAUCAAACAUACGUGUAACAACCUGCAGCGAAUCAUCAAAACUGGUAGUUGGACAGGUUGGGGAUACAGUUACUCUUCCCUGCAAAUAUGACAUUAUCACUAAUGGCCCAUUGAACAUUUGCUGGGGGAGACAUCAGUCAUGGUUCAGCUGUGAGAACACUGUUAUCUCCUCCGAUGGCUUGCAAGUGACCUACAGAGAGUCACGUAGAUUCAGCUUGGCCAGUGGACUGCAGCGAGGGGAUGUUUCACUUACCAUAAAGGCUGCUCAAAAGAGGGACGCUAGGAUGUACGUGUGCCGUAUCGAGAUCCCUGGACUUUUCAAUGACAUUAGUUACAAUGUCUAUCUGUUUAUUAGCAAUGGACUGGAUCCAAAGAGAGUCAUCUCAGAGACACAACUGGUUCCUGCAACAGCAAAUCAGGAAAAGCAAGUCUACUAUGUAUCAGACCAAACCACACUCAUUACUGAGCUUUAUAUCAUAUCAGAAAAGACAACUGCAGAAGCUACUGACAUCUACAUGGAGGAAGCCGUUGCAGUGGUCCAUAGUGAGGAUACAAUGGAAACAUUUGUCAUAAAUACUGUAAGAGUGGGGGCCAUUGUCUUCAUCCCGGGUUUAAUCAUUGCACUUCUAUUCAGACUGCGCUCCAGAGAAUACACCAGCUGCAUGAGAAUAUAAAAUCUAACAGCCUUCCCGGCCCAACAACCACACAAA
Messenger RNA from Sinocyclocheilus anshuiensis, 758 nucleotides. Its product is annotated as hepatitis A virus cellular receptor 1 homolog. The transcript is spliced from 7 exons. The coding region runs from base 24 to 722 and encodes 232 amino acids. Gene Ontology annotation, biological process: apoptotic cell clearance; cytoskeletal rearrangement involved in phagocytosis, engulfment. The record is from RefSeq and is a predicted model, not a curated record. Gene Ontology annotation, molecular function: phosphatidylserine binding. NCBI's taxonomy places the organism in Eukaryota, Metazoa, Chordata, Actinopteri, Cypriniformes, Cyprinidae.